Eucalyptus grandis is the source of this 2003-nucleotide messenger RNA. RefSeq lists its product as uncharacterized. Bases 219 to 1694 code for a protein of 491 amino acids. The record is from RefSeq and is a predicted model, not a curated record. Lineage: Eukaryota; Viridiplantae; Streptophyta; Magnoliopsida; Myrtales; Myrtaceae. The transcript has 14 exons.
AUGGGGGGUGGUUGGAGUAGUAGUGAUGGCGGUUCUUGAUUUGGAGCUGGCGUCUUUCUCGAGAUGUUGACUUCUCUCCUGGUUUGUCGGGUGUAAUAAGUGGUGGGGGCUGAAGGGGGAGGAGGAGGAGGCGUUUCGUUUUUGUUCUUUUCUGUGUGGUGGUGGUGGUGCUGUUGUUGUUUGGGUUUUAGGAGGGGAGUUGAGGAGGGAACGGAGUCAUGAUCGAUCAGUUCAUCAAUUUCGUGAUUCGGCCUCCCAGGGCAGAGUACAACCCUGACCAAUACUUGUGGGAAAAGGAUUUUACUCUAGCAGGCAGGUCGUACAAAAGACAAGAUUUGGAGCUUACCAACAAAAGAGGCCAUACCCUGAAGUGUAGUCAUUAUGUUCCUGCACCUUUGCCGGAGGAAACACCUCUUCCUUGUGUUAUUUACUGCCAUGGAAACAGUGGAUGUAGGGCUGAUGCAAAUGAAGCUGUUGUUAUUCUGCUUCCAUCAAAUAUCACUGUUUUCACACUUGAUUUUUCGGGAUCUGGCUUAUCUGAUGGUGAAUUUGUCAGCCUGGGUUGGCACGAGAAAAAUGACCUUCAGGUUGUGGUAUCACAUUUAAGAAGCAAUAAGCAAAUAUCAAGAAUAGGUCUUUGGGGACGGUCCAUGGGAGCAGUAACUAGCAUCCUCUAUGGAGCAGAAGACCCCUCAAUUGCUGGAAUGGUGUUGGAUAGUGCCUUCUCAAAUCUGUUUGAUCUCAUGUUGGAGCUAGCAGAUGUGUACAAAAUUCGUGUUCCUAAAUUUACAGUAAAGAUGGCGGUUCAGUAUAUGAGGAGGGUGAUCCAAAAGAGGGCCAAGUUUGAUAUCAUGGAUCUUAAUUGUUCGCAGGUUGCACCGAAAACAUUCAUACCUGCUUUAUUUGGACACGCUAGUGGGGACAAAUUCAUCCAGUGCCACCACUCUGACCUCAUUUUCAAAUCCUAUGCAGGAGACAAAAACAUCAUAAAGUUUGAUGGUGAUCACAAUUCUUCUCGGCCACAGUUUUAUUAUGAUUCAGUUUCCAUUUUCUUCUACAAUGUACUUCAUCCUCCUCAAGUUUCCUCUGCCUAUACAAAUAAAGCAGAGAAGUAUUAUGACUUGGGGAACCUGAGGAUCAGUGGAGGCAUGGACGAGAAUCUUUUAUACGACAUCAUCGCUGGUCUUCGUUCCAUGGGCACUGAUUCUGCGAGUUCAUCAUCAGUUCUUCCUAGCAAUUCGGCCGCAAGAUCUGUUGACGAGCUUCUUUCCGAAAAUUCAACAGUUAACGGGGUCGAGGAUUCCACUCAUCAAGGCAAUGCAUUUGGGAGCGACGAGCCAGCCCACGUGCAGGACAAGGAAAAUGGCCAGAAUGAAGAAUGUUGUUCAUUUACAAGUUCAAACAGGGAGAGCUGGGGAAGAUGCUCAUCUCUAGGAGGCAGCGAUGAUGAACCUUCUGCAUGCGCUAAUGACAGGCACCAGACGACUCUAAAUGCUCUUGCAACCCCACUUAGAAGCUCGCAACGAAGAUCUCCAGAGAACCUGAAAGACGAAAAGAAAAAGAAGAAAAAGAAAGCAGAGCCAGCUCCGAAAAAGCCUAAGCGUGAGAAAUUUGAGAAACUUGAAGCCUUAAGCCAGCGAUUGCGCCUUUGCAUAUUGAAAGGAGUCAACCAUCAGAGACACCGAUCAUCGUGACACCCUCCAUGCUGUAAAGAUUAUUUGGACUGUUGUUGUUAGUAAUGUAAUUGUUAUCGUUCCUUAAUUUUGUGUCUGCAGGUUUUCGUACUCUAGCUUUUGUCCCUUUUUCCUUAUUAACCUCUAGUAGGCAUUUCAACUUAGAGCAUCACCAAUGAGGUCGAUUAUCGCCAUUCUCUCCCUUUCUCCCACUCUUCAUUUGGCGCAUGCAUAUGUAACAAUGCGGUAAAUCUAUGCUGACCAAACAUUAUGUGUCAGACGAGAAUGGAUGUAACUGUGAUAUGUUCAGGACUGUUGUGUUAACCAAAA